Molecule: messenger RNA, 3937 nt
Organism: Pseudonaja textilis
Lineage: Eukaryota; Metazoa; Chordata; Lepidosauria; Squamata; Elapidae
Gene: PRIMA1
Product: proline rich membrane anchor 1
Source: RefSeq, a predicted model, not a curated record
CUUCUCUUCGGCCGCGGCUUCCAGGCGUUGCCGGAUGAUGGGCAGCUGAGGCGGCGAGCUCGGCUACUAUAGAGUGGAGCAAACAACCCUACUACUUAACGCGGGGAAAGAGAUCUUUCUGGAGCGCUUCUUCACUCUUUCUUUCUUCCUUUCCUCGGUUGGAGAGGAGUUGAUCUUUUUCACCAGGCGCCUUCCGUGACACCCCCCCUCCCCUUUCCCCUCCCGCCCCCCCCUACCCAUUUCUCUGUAGUCGUUGCAAAGAGAAGGGGGGGAGGGGGAAAACCCAAACAACAACAACAGCGAAUCUAGAGGCGUUGGAACCGGGAUCUCGCGCCGUGCCCUGCCUCCAGCCGCCCGGAACCCGGGGAUAGGGGCUCGCUCGACUGAACCUUCGGAGUCGUUCUGGCCCCGCUCGCCGUCGCCCCACAUAGGAGAAAGACCGGCUUCCCAUCUAUACCACAGCCACGCGUUUCGUGUGGAAGGGGGACCCUCCUCUCUUCCGGGAAAAAGGAGUCGUCGUCCCCCCCGCCCGCCUCCUCCUUCUGUGUGAUCAGACUCUUGUCGGCGCUAGGUGGUGGUGGAGCAGCGAAAGGGGAACUUCGGGCGGAUCUGCCGUGUGGGAAAAGAUCGGCUUUCCCUUGCAAAACUUUGUUUUCAAAGCUGCCUUUCCCUCUCCUUCCCCCGAUCGCAGUUCUGCUCCGCUAUGUAAAAGGAAGCGCAGCGCGACGGCAUCCUUCUAGCGAGACGCGGCCCAUUCCGCCCUCCCAGGAUACCCAGAUUGUGAGAAGGAGCUCCCAUUUCCUCCAGAGUCGUGAUGUUAAUCCGAAAAGUCUUGCUCUUCCUUCAGUGCUGCUGGCCUUCUUUGCUGCUUCACUGGAUGCUCCAUCCUAUGUGGGGUUUCAUUCAGAUUACUCAGGGCGAACUCCAGAAGUCAUGCACUAAGCCUCUAGUAGAGAAAGCUACAGAUAAUUGCCAGCAUAUCUGCCAAUGUAGACCACCUCCAUUACCACCACCGCCACCGCCACCACCACCACCAAGGUUGCUUGGGGUUUCAUCUCCCACCGUUCCUAUUUGCCCCCCUGCAGCGCCCUGGCCAAGUCCAGCUAUAAUCAUUGCCGCAUGCUGUGCCAUACCGGUGUUCCUCUUUCUAGUUUUCAUCAUUUGCUACAAAGCCAUAAAAAGGAAACCUAUGAGAACAGAAGAGAAUGGAACAAGUCAAGCUGAAUAUGCAAUGACAUCCUGUCAAAACAGCAAGACAGUUGAUGCUAACAAUGCAGUGGCGUAAUUUCCAAAACCACCUCUCGAAGAGUAAACAUUAAAAGCACACAUAGAAUAUGCAAGGUGGGUGAAAUGCAGCAUCAAGAGAAGACUUAUGGCCGAGGACUUCAUUUCAGAAAUAGCGCUUCAGAUAUUCUGAGAAGAAAAGCAGGUGACUCUCCUUUGGCUUGCUGAGUGUCACAAAAAGUGGGAUUAUACCAGGGGCUACUCUGAAAAGGGGAUUCACAGAGGCCUACUCACUGCAUGCUUGUUCUUUUGAAAGCAACAUUGCAGUGCCCCUUCUUCCUUCCUCAUCUUUGAUUGACGGUUUUAUUUUUUUGAAAAUGCUUCAGCGAUCCUUUGAUGAUUAAGAGAAUGGUCUAUUCAAGGCGGUAAAAAUACCACAAUUGGGCUUGCAAAUUCAAGCUUUGCGUUUUUCUGUUUCUCUACAGUCAUUUUAAGACCCACCUUUUAUGAUGAUCAUAUUGUUGAAGUGGAAAAUCUCCAUUCACUGAGAGGGAACAUCCCUUCCUGCCCAGCUUCAUGAUUUCAUGGAAUGUAUCCCUACCUACACAAUCUGAUGACUAGAUAUAGAUGCUGCUACUACAGACAUAAAGGAAUUCAGAAUGUCUUAUAGCAGUUUUAUUGAUUGAAAGAAAAUGUUACCUAGGAUAACAUUUUAAAGUGUUUUAAAUGCUAUUAAUACACAGUCCAGAAACAUUUUGGGCCUUAGAGUUAAAAGAAAUCUAUAUUUGGGCACAUCUAUUAUUAUUUUGCAGUUUUGCACAUGUAUAUCCACCACACUAAUCUGUAGACAAGAUCUCUAGAAUGAUCUAAAAAUGUUUUGACUCUGGAGGACAACAAGCUGCAAUGGACACAACUCCUUAAAGACUUUCCUAUUCCUUGAGUAGCUCCUCCAAAUGAGUAAUAAAUAAAGAAUUUUCUGUUGUAGGGAAAAAAGCUGUGAUGGACCAGUCCCCUCUUUAGUAAGGGGCUGCCAAUAGUGCCAAAAUUACUCUGUGUUGAAUCACUUUGUGAUAAAGUUUAAAAGCAUAACCCAACUCUCCAUUGUCACAGUGUCUUGUUAGGCACAGUCACUUUAAUUUCUAAAAGAACGACUGAUGCUAUUACUUGUCCAUACCUUGAUUAAGGACUUAAAAUAUGGCUCCUGUCUUUCCUUUCGCAUGCCUUCAUUUGUCACAGCUGUACCAGCAAAACAAAACAAAAUGAUGUGUCACGAUCUGGCUUCUUGUCUUGCUGUCAGACUUCAGUGAUAUUUUGUCUUUGUAAAUUCAAGCAGUCUAAAAAGAAGCUGUAACACUUCUGUAGUCUAGAAUCAUGGUAUUGUGUCAGUCCUAAGUCCCAAGAAGCUGGUACGCUGGCUGAAUGUAGCUAGGAUUAUCUCAGAGUAGAAUUCCAGUGUAUUCCAACUUACAAUCAGUUUUUCAAAUAAGAACUGAAGACCCCUUAAAACUGAGGAAUCUCUGCAUUGAAUUCUGAUACUGCCUCACUUAGACAAAGUCACUGUAUAAUGCUGUCCCAGUUAAAUAUGAAAAAUAAUGGAUGGAUAAAUGAGUGAGUGAAUGAAUGAAUGAAUGAUUUUAGAGUCUUUGGCCAGUCAAUAGUAUAUAAUAAUACUUAAAAUCAAUACAGUUAGUGCUGUUGCAGCAACAAUAACUUGCCUCUUAAUAGCAAUAUAAAAUACUUUUGCAACCAUUUUAGUUAUGUCUGAGCUUGCAUCUGCAAGGCAGUAAGUUACGUAAAAUAAAUAAUUUAUUCCUAGGAAUCUUAAAAAGUAGUGGUUAUAUUUGUUCUUUAUAUCCCAGUAGAGGAUACAAUACAAAAAAGCAUGUUCCCAAGGAUUGUCAGGGUGUCUCACUAGAAAAUUGGUUCCUUAUAAAUCUCAUUUCUAGGAUGGAUAAGGAAAAUUCAUUUAAACAGGAUUUGGUGAAAGAAAUCCUAAACAUACCUGUUCAAUAUGAUGGUGAUCAAAAUAUCUUUUAUAUGAUUUCCUGGAAAAGGAAAAGAUUAGUAUCUUCGUUUUAGAAUACUUUACAGUUGGAUUGUUAAUACUGCAAUAUUGCUAGAAGGCUGUCAUCAAUCACUGGCAAAACAAAUAGGUGAUAUCAACAUAUAAUAAAAAGGCACAUAUGUAUCGGUCAGCAUAGGGCAGCAAAGUCUUCAGUUUCCAAUGAGACUGCCAAGUCAUUCAUAUAAAAAUUGAACAAGAUUGAAGUCAAAACACACCCUUCUCUAGCUCCACCUAUAGAAGGAAAUAGGUUAGUUAAAGUGCUAUUAGGAUUAUAUUUAAUCUGCAAAAAGGAUUUAGAAUAAUUGCCUUCUGGUCAGUUGUGUUUCCCAUAGUAGUCUCUGAGAAACAGAUGAGAUGAGCAGCACAUAAAUCAGAUAAAUAAUGAAUAAAUAGAAUUGAAAGCUGCUUUAAGCCAAUUAAAACUAUGAAAAGAUUACACAUCGAUCCCCAGAAAUAUUUCUCAAUAGGAUCGUAUAAGACCAUAUAUAAUCCAAUGUAGAGCAACCCAGUCUGCUCAAUCCCUAAGAUUUUAGGAUCUGCCAGCCAUGUCUUUAAGUCAUUGAAGAGAUUCAUAGCAUAAAGUUUGCCUACUGUUGAUAACAUGAGCACUAUGGUGGAAUUUGUCCAUAGAUUUUUCUUUUAUUGUUG